CGUUUCAUGUUGAAGUCCUCUACAUACCCCCAGCAUCAUGCAGCACUUACACAACCGUACAGAGAAACAACUAAGCAGCGCAGUGGCAUGCGAGCCGGGUAACUAUGGAAAAGGAGCUUGGGUGAAUCAGGCCUAUAGUGGCUCCCCUCCACCUGUCAAACGCAACAUCAACACCGUCUACAACCCUCAACCCAUGUUCCACAGCUCUUUGGAGAACAUGAACCACAUGAAUAUGCCUAACCCUUAUUCGGCAGGGGAUAAGGUUCAUACUGCUAAGAAGUCUGGAUGCUGCUCAGCCUUCUUUAAAGGAUUGUGGGGAACAGCAGCUUUAACAAAAGAUUCAAAGAACAAUCCUGAGGUCAUGGUCAAAGCAAAUCUCAAAGAACUGUUGGUGUACAUUUUUUUCCUGUUGGAUUUAUGUCUGUUGACUUAUGGGAUGACCAGCAGCUCUGCUUUCUAUUACACAAAAGCUAUGACCGACCUGUUCGUGCAUUACCCGGGCAACGGCAUCAGCUUUUCCUCUAUCGGCAGCAUGAAUGACGUGUGGACAUACAUGGAAUUCAAUUUACUUGACAGCCUGUACUGGAAUACAUAUUACAACAACGUGCCUUUUGUGAACGAAAACCAGUCCUUGAUUUACUACGAGAACAUGCUGCUAGGAGUCCCGCGCAUUCGCCAGAUCAAAGUGAAGAAAAACUCCUGUAAGGUGCACGAAGACUUUCGGAGGGAAAUCACAGAGUGUUUCGAUGUGUACAAAGAAGAAAAAGAGGAUGAUAGCGUGUUUGGAUCGGUCAACGACACGGCAUGGCAGUAUCACACUGAAAAGGAGCUCAAAGGAUCAAGUCACUGGGGAUUGCUGACCACAUACAGUGGAUCAGGAUUUUAUCAAGACCUGGCAAAAACCAAAACUGAGAGCGCUGAUAUCAUAGCAGAACUAAAAGACAAUCUGUGGCUUGAUCGAGGAACUCGAGCUCUGUUCAUUGACUUCUCUACAUACAAUGCCAAUGUCAACCUCUUCAGCGUCAUAAGAUUGGUGGUUGAGUUUCCAGCUACUGGUGGAGCGAUUUCAUCCUAUCAGAUACGUACAGUACGGCUGAUCCGUUACGUUAACACCUGGGAUUAUUUCGUCAUGGGCUGUGAGCUAGUUUUCUGCGUCUUCAUAUUCUACUACAUCAUGGAGGAAAUUCUGGAAGUACGAGUUAACAAAGUGUCCCAUUUCAAAAAUAUCUGGAACAUUGUAGAUUUGGUGGUGAUACUGCUUUCUCUAGUUGCCAUAAUUUUCAGUAUAUUCCGGACCAUAAAAGUGGAUAAAUUACUUUCAAAGAUCCUGGAACAGCCCAACAUCUACGCUGAUUUUGAAUUUCUUGCAUUUUGGCAAACCCAAUACAACAACAUGAAUGCAGUCAACUUGUUCUUUGCCUGGGUUAAGAUAUUCAAGUACAUCAGCUUCAAUAAGACAAUGUCCCAGCUGACAUCCACCCUGUCACGAUGUGCUUUAGACAUCUUUGGGUUUGCCAUCAUGUUCUUCAUUGUGUUCUUUGCCUACGCUCAGCUGGGAUACCUGCUCUUUGGAAUGGAAGUAGAAACCUUCAGUACAUUUAACAAGUGCAUUUUCACCCAGUUUCGAAUCAUCCUGGGAGAUUUUGAUUAUGAUGCCAUUGACAGGGCAAACAGAGUACUCGGACCAAUAUACUUUUUCUCCUAUGUGUUCUUCGUGUUCUUUGUUUUACUGAACAUGUUCCUGGCCAUCAUUAAUGACACGUACUCAGAGGUGAAGUCAGAGCUCAGUUCCCAAAAAGAUGAAUUCCAGAUCUCUGAUCUUAUCAAGCAGAGCUAUGAAAAGACAAUCAUGAAACUGAAACUUAAAAAGGAAAAGAUCUCUGAUGUUCAGAAAGCACUGGAUUCUGGCUCCAGUGAGCUGACGUUUCAAGAUUUCAGGGAUGCUUUGAAAGGAAUGGGCCAUAGUGAUCAAGAGAUCACAGAUGCUUUCGCCAAGUUCGACCAUGAUGGGAACCAGACUUUGGACAAGCUGGAACAGGAGAAAAUGAAACAAGAGCUGGACGAAAAAAGGGACUCACUCAAUGCAGAGCUUCGAAAUCUUGGAAACGGUAUGUCAGCAGAUGACCAUGGAGAGACUAAAGAUUUUCAAAGGCUGGCCCAAAAGGUUACUCAUCUUGAAAAUGCUGUGGCUCUAAUAAUGUCUAAAGUCAAUGGGAUCAUGGAGAAAAUGGAAAGCAGAGACAAGAUAGAUAGGCACAUGAACAGAGAAGAUGAAUCAAGACCAGCUUCAGGAGGGAAUAUUCAGGUAAGCCUGACGAGAACACAAGAACAAGCACCACCAACCUGGUCGCCAGCUGUUCCAAUGGGCAUGCUGAGAAACCACUUAUAUCCAGACGGAGGAUGGCAAGCCAUCAGCGAGAACAGCAGCUCUGCACGUCACUGAUUCACCAAGACAUGAGUUUUGAAACAGGCUAACAUGGAAGGCUUAAUCUAAGCCUGAUCUGUGGAUAUUAAGACACAGAAUGUGAGAGUUGAGAAAAGGUAUUAUUUUAGAAUAGAUGGAGUACCUUAUGUUACCAGUGGACACAGAAAUGUACUAAUCUCUUUUCUGUACCUGACUGCAGUUAAAGUUGCACUUGUUAUUUAAAGCUUCAGAGGGGUCAAAGGGUGAUGGUGGUCUGAUUCUGUUCCACAUUUUGUCUUUGCACAAUGUAUAUUGAUGUAUAAACAUGUGUGUAAACAUUUCCUCCAGAUACUAUUAUUUUCUCACCCUCCUCUCUGUUAAGACCAAGCUUUUAUAAUGUCUAAUAUUUAUUGGGAAAAUGGACUCCUAGCAUAAUUAAGCUUAAAUCAAUCUGAGGUCAUUUAUCUCUGUUGAUAUUUAAUCAUGUGACAAACUUGCAGAGUUGGUUCUAAUAUUCCCACCCAUCAUUUAAUGAGAUGAAAUUUAGUGAGGAUAGCUUUGACAAAUUGCUAUGAAAAUAACAGUAAAAUAAGAUUGAAAUAUAUAUUUUUAGGUACGUUUUAGACAUAAUCUCUGGAUAUGGAUUUAAUGUGAAUGUUGUAUUUCAUUGUGUACAACCCAUGUAUAUCCAAACUUCAAUAGGUUAUACAAUUAUUAAUCUUAGGACACCAUGUGUAUUUCUGAAGAAUAUUUCUUUUCCUGUUUAAGAAUAUAGUCAAAUAUAUCUUUAAAAUGGCAAAAUAAAUGUUUUCGUUGGUCUCUUCAUUACGUUAAAUGUAGGUUUAAAAAGAAACUGGAUCAAAAUGUUUCUUGUCCAAUGGUUCAUUUAUUGAGACUCAUAUAGACUAAAAAGAAAACUGUUGCUAAGUUGUAUUCAAACAUUUCAGCCUUUUACAUUCAAUACUUUGAGCAAACCUCAAUAUUAUGGUUUAAAACAUGCAAUUCCUUACUGUCCCCAGAAAACAAAAACAAAUGUUUCUCUGGCUACUCAAAAAUGGCACGCAUAUUAAAUCAGCAAAGGGACAAAAUUUACAGUAGGCUCUAAAAUCAAUGAUAAACCGCUCUAUCAGGGUUUCCGAGUGUUGAACUGAAAUUUGUGUGUGACCGAGCAACAAUUAAGGCUUGCUUGUAAGUUCACUGAAUCUGUUCGGCACAUUAAACUUUUCUCUAACAUAUGCUGCAUUCCUUCUGCAACAUUCUUUCAAGUAGAAUGCAUGCUUGAAACCCUUAUUCUAGGCCAAAUUAUCAAAAGAUAUUUACAGGUUUGGCCAUCUUGACCCUUUCUCCAAAGUGAACUGUCUGUAAGUUGGAGUAAAAAGAUACAUAUACACACAGUAUCAAAGAGCUCUAGAAUUUUGAGGAGAACGGUGAGCUAAUGUGGAUUAAAUAUACACCACGGCACAUAGAAAUUCAUUUACACAUCAACAUGUACAAGACACAGGUCCAAUGAACCUCCAAAAAGUGCCUUUACUUACAUUUGUUUGCCAAAUCAGAAUGUUUAGGUUUCUGUUGCGUUUUUUUGUACAAAAUUUAAAGUCCUUACUGUAAUGAACAGGCAAACACAUGAUCAGCUAUUCAGGAAGGGGAAAUUAAAGAGA
This is a messenger RNA of Triplophysa rosa, 4062 nucleotides long. It is a transcript of the gene pkd2l1, whose product is annotated as polycystic kidney disease 2-like 1. The record is from RefSeq and is a predicted model, not a curated record. NCBI's taxonomy places the organism in Eukaryota, Metazoa, Chordata, Actinopteri, Cypriniformes, Nemacheilidae. The coding region runs from base 38 to 2443 and encodes 801 amino acids. Gene Ontology annotation, molecular function: muscle alpha-actinin binding; calcium ion binding; sodium channel activity. Gene Ontology annotation, cellular component: membrane. Gene Ontology annotation, biological process: detection of mechanical stimulus; potassium ion transmembrane transport. The transcript has 15 exons.